AUGGCGUCCGCGUUAGAAGGGCGCAAAGGCCCCGACGACGAAGGCACCAUCAACGUCGCUUCCAAGAAGGCGUCCAGGGACAAGCAGAAUGGAUUCAUCAAGCUUAAGAAGCCCCCGCCGAAGCAGAGCAAACCCGGAAACUGGAGAGACGGCAGCGUCCUCGAGGAUGACAAGAAGAAGAAAAGGAGUGAAAGCCCCGCAGCUAUCCUCGGUGCAUUAUCACCUGGCCCCGUAGUGAAUCAACUGGAGGAUAGCACCCGCGAAAGCUUCGAGACCGGCCGACCCCUCGACGAUCCCCUUCCUACGCAACAAUGCAAGCACUGUAAAAAGGUGGUGCUUAAGCCGGCCCUACCAGAUCAUAUAGAUGAAUGCCUCAAAAAGAAGAAGGAGAAAGCACAAAAGAAGAAGGAAGCGCGGGAAGCGCGGGAGCGACUCAAAGUGCAAGCCGCUCGCAGUAACAACGAAGGAGACGGCGACGCCAAGGCAGCCGGAAGCGACGACGACGACGAUGAUGAAGAUGGCCCGCCCGAGAAGAAGGCCGGUAAAAAGAACGUGUCUGGAAAGAAGGUCGGCGGCGAGCCCAAGGGGAAAAAGCGGAAGGCCGAUGGUGAUCCCGAGAAAGGCCCCAAAAGCAAGAAGAAGAAGGAGGAGCCCAAGCCGAAAGCCCCCAAAGCCAAAGGCCCUGUGGACGUUGAGAAGCAGUGUGGUGUGAUCCUAGCUAAUGGCCAACCCUGUGCACGUUCAUUGACAUGCAAGAGCCACUCAAUGGGUGCCAAGCGCGCAGUUGCUGGGAGAUCUCUGCCAUACGAUAUGUUGCUUGCUGCGUACCAGAAGAAGAACCAGGCGAAACAGCAAAAGGCAGCUCUGGAUGCGAACGCCCCCUUAGAGGAUGAUGAAGCCAAUGAAGGCCCCAUCGAUUCCGAAGAAGAGACGGCUCAGGUCAUGGGUGCACUUAAAGAUUGCUGGAACCCACAGCCGGUAGUGCCGCAGGAACCAUAUGAGCCACUUCGGGAAAAAUACAGGCUGAACAGGCUGCACGAACAGCUCAUGAUAGCGACGAAUGGAGGCCGGACAAAUAUCUUCAAGGUGGUUGGUCUGGGCGCACAGAGGCUACCUCCCAACCACGUGGUAGCGCAGAAUAUGGAUAUGGAAGAUGCACCAGGCGAACCUGACUUGUCAGUCCCUGGCACGAGACGGCUGUCUGGUAUUAAUCAAGCUUAG
Pseudomassariella vexata is the source of this 1221-nucleotide messenger RNA. RefSeq names its product SCA7, zinc-binding domain-containing protein. Gene Ontology annotation, cellular component: SAGA complex. The record is from RefSeq and is a predicted model, not a curated record. Gene Ontology annotation, biological process: RITS complex assembly; regulation of transcription by RNA polymerase II; regulatory ncRNA-mediated heterochromatin formation. Lineage: Eukaryota; Fungi; Ascomycota; Sordariomycetes; Amphisphaeriales; Pseudomassariaceae. The coding region runs from base 1 to 1221 and encodes 406 amino acids. The transcript has a single exon.